AUGUUUGCGUUCCUGGUUCCCGGGCUGUGCGUGCUGUGGCUGGAGAGUGUGGGCACCCUCGCCCCCAGGUUCUACUGGGACUUCACCAUGCUGCUGUUCAUGGUGGGAAACCUCAUCAUCAUUCCGGUGGGCAUCACCUUCUUCAAGGACGAGACCACCGCCCCGUGGAUUGUGUUCAACGUGGUCUCGGACACCUUCUUCCUCAUGGACCUGGUGCUGAACUUCCGCACCGGCAUCGUGAUCGAGGACAACACGGAGAUCAUCCUGGACCCCGAGAAGAUCAAGAAGAAGUACCUGCGCACGUGGUUCGUGGUGGACUUCGUGUCCUCCAUCCCCGUGGACUACAUCUUCCUCAUCGUGGAGAAGGGCAUCGACUCCGAGGUCUACAAGACGGCACGCGCCCUGCGCAUCGUGCGCUUCACCAAGAUCCUCAGCCUCCUGCGGCUGCUGCGCCUCUCGCGUCUGAUCCGCUAUAUCCACCAGUGGGAGGAGAUCUUCCACAUGACCUAUGACCUGGCCAGCGCGGUGAUGCGUAUCUGCAACCUCAUCAGCAUGAUGCUGCUGCUCUGCCACUGGGACGGCUGCCUGCAGUUCCUGGUGCCCAUGCUGCAGGACUUCCCGCGCAACUGCUGGGUGUCCAUCAACGGCAUGGUGAACCACUCGUGGAGCGAACUGUACUCCUUCGCGCUCUUCAAGGCCAUGAGCCACAUGCUGUGCAUUGGGUACGGCCGGCAGGCGCCCGAGAGCAUGACGGACAUCUGGCUGACCAUGCUUAGCAUGAUCGUGGGCGCCACCUGCUACGCCAUGUUCAUCGGCCACGCCACUGCCCUCAUCCAGUCGCUGGACUCCUCACGGCGCCAGUACCAGGAGAAGCAGCUCGGUCCGGCUGCGGGGCCGUGCCCGUCUCUCAGACAAGGAAAUUGGGGCCCGAGAGGUGAGCCGGUCCCAGAGGCAGGGCGAAGGGCAAGCGGGAGUGGGGUUUGCAGCGGACCCAGCCCUGCCUCCCCCCUGCAGGAGAUCGUCAACUUCAACUGCCGGAAGCUGGUGGCCUCCAUGCCGCUGUUCGCCAACGCUGACCCCAACUUCGUCACGGCCAUGCUGACCAAGCUCAAGUUCGAGGUCUUCCAGCCGGGUGACUACAUCAUCCGCGAAGGCACCAUCGGGAAGAAGAUGUACUUCAUCCAGCACGGCGUGGUCAGCGUGCUCACCAAGGGCAACAAGGAGAUGAAGCUGUCCGACGGCUCCUACUUCGGGGGUGCGCUGGAGCGGGGCGCGCCUGCAAGUGCUCCCUGUGCACGCGCUGACGCCCCCUCUCCUGCAGGCAAGAAGAAUUCCAUCCUUCUGCACAAGGUGCAGCAUGACCUCAACUCGGGCGUAUUCAACAACCAGGAGAACGCCAUCAUCCAGGAGAUCGUCAAGUACGACCGUGAGAUGGUGCAGCAGGCCGAGCUGGGUCAGCGCGUGGGCCUCUUCCCGCCGCCGCCGCCGCCCACCGGCACCGAGGGGCGAGCCUGGCUGCGCAGGGCACGGGGGCGAGGCUGGGGUCCCGCCGCCGUGAUGAAUGUACUGAAGAGCCGAGGCAGCUGUGCCCCCACCGUGGCCCCCACGCCCCAUUAA
Mandrillus leucophaeus (drill) is the source of this 1617-nucleotide messenger RNA. RefSeq names its product hyperpolarization activated cyclic nucleotide gated potassium channel 2 (gene HCN2). The coding region runs from base 1 to 1617 and encodes 538 amino acids. Gene Ontology annotation, biological process: transmembrane transport; monoatomic ion transport. Lineage: Eukaryota; Metazoa; Chordata; Mammalia; Primates; Cercopithecidae. Gene Ontology annotation, molecular function: monoatomic ion channel activity. The record is from RefSeq and is a predicted model, not a curated record. The transcript has 7 exons. Gene Ontology annotation, cellular component: membrane.